Messenger RNA from Cavia porcellus (domestic guinea pig), 13070 nucleotides. RefSeq names its product spectrin repeat containing nuclear envelope family member 3 (gene Syne3). Bases 5326 to 8274 code for a protein of 982 amino acids. Gene Ontology annotation, cellular component: cytoplasm; meiotic nuclear membrane microtubule tethering complex; nuclear outer membrane. Gene Ontology annotation, molecular function: actin filament binding. Gene Ontology annotation, biological process: nuclear migration. Lineage: Eukaryota; Metazoa; Chordata; Mammalia; Rodentia; Caviidae. The record is from RefSeq and is a predicted model, not a curated record. The transcript has 18 exons.
UCCUGGAGCCUGAGCCAGUCAAACCAGGACCAAGGAGCUAAGGGCCACCCCUUGAAACCCCGCCCCUCCUGCCCCAGAGGUGUCUCUCCAGGGACCCUGAGUUGCCUUUGUCCGGGUUUCUCUGAGUUAGUUGCCCCUUAACCUUCUCUCCCCUCUCAGUCAUUAGAUCCUGACUGCGAGUUGCCAAGGGCAGCGUUUCCCAGGCAUCCCCCAUCAGUGCCAGGGGGAAUCCAUUUGGAGUCGUGUGUUUGUGGGAUGGCAUGGGUCAGGGUCCAGUGGGUUUCCAAGGACCAUUUAUCGGCCAUGGUGGGGCUCUUUUCAGGGGCACUUGUCCUGAAAUCAUUCUCUGGGCUAUCCGCUUGGCGGCUGCGGCUGUAAAGUGGACCUCAUAACCUCGACCGAGUUUCUUGUGUAACUUUGCAGUAACCCCCGGCGCCCAGGAGCAUUGGCUGCAGCACCUGCACAGAUAACAAAAUCAAUAGAUGCGAGCGCACGUGGCACACAGCAAUUUGUAUUUGCAUAGCGUCUGCUCACCCUCUUGUACACUUGAACUCCUCUCUGGGUUGUUUACAAUAGCCAACCCAACAGACACACUUGUUGGACUACAUUUCUUAGGGAAUAAUGGCACGGACAAGGACUCCGCGUGUAGUACAAAUGAAAUGAUUUAAAAAAUACUUUUGAUCCAUAUCUGGUCAAACCCAUAGAUGUGGAGCCACACUACAGAGGGCUGGCUAUGUAGGCAGUGGACAGAGGUGGCCAUGGCACCUGCAUCCUGAGUGGUUUUUGUGCAGCACCUUGACCUUGCCAAGCCUCUGCAUGGCUGCACUAAGUUGGGGUGAAACCUGACAUGAGAUCAGCUGCUAGCAGCGUGGCUGUGGGAUUCCAUAAGAUAACUCGUGGGCUCUCUGCUUGGCGGGAGUCCCCCGAGCUUCCUUUCCCGCAUUCAGCUCUCGGAAUCACCAUCUGUUAACACCAUGCAAGGGAUGUCAGUGAAGACCAUCCCCCCAGUGACCAGGAUUCCAGCAUCUGCAGCAUCGUCCUGGGUCACAGGGGACCGGAACCUUCCCAGAAUCCACUUGGAGUGAGCUCUGGAUUAAAACCAGCUGGAGCUCAGUUCCUGGAAUUCUAUCUGUGUGUGCCAGGGCAUGGGGAAGGAGCUGGAAGGGUGGGGAUUGUGUGUGGCAGGGCAGGACUGAGUCACCAGCGGGCCAGCCGAGUGAGUCACCACCGGGGAGCCGCCCUACAGGGACUAUGGGUCGGUUGUGGUAGGCGGCUCCUGCCAGGAGACCCCGUGCUCGCAGGGCCUGCCUGGGAGCUGGGCUUUAUGGAAGUCACAAUCCAGACCCCGACCAGGGUCCAGAACAAAGUAUCUGUGGGCAGCGGGCUGGGCACAGAGCCAUAGUUGGCGGGCCCCGUAAGACUGAAGCUGCUGGUAAUCAAGGACACAGCUGCUUGUCCUCAGCAUUAGCGUCCUGACACCAGGGUCACCUUUCUGGACCUUGGACACCCCCUGAAGAUGACCCGCAAAGGACUGGCUCCCCAAACUCUGGCUCCAUGUGGUAGUGCUCCUUGGGGUUUUGGGGGCACAGGCAGGGUCUUGCAAGCUGUGGGGCAAAUAGGGUUUAAUAACAAAAGUCUCACUCUUGGACCGUUCCCUUUACAAGGGCGUAGCCAUCUCCUUUGUCUCCCUUACUCAAUAUUGACUUGAAAUUCAAGAGCCUGGCUUUGAACCUGGGCCGUCCAGGGUGCAAGUCCUGCCUCUGCUGUUUGGUAACCCUGUGACUUCGGCAGUCUUCUCAGUAUCAAUGGGGCCUCAAUUUUCUCACCUACAAAGUGGGGAGAACAGUAUCUCAUGGAGUCUGUGUAGGAUAAAUAAUUUCCUAGCUAUAAACGUUUUGCCACAGAGCCAGGCAAAUGCAGAAUGUCAGGUAAUUAUGGGCUGUUACUUUUUAUUUCAGUGCAGGGAAUUGAACCCAGACCUCACGAGGCAAGUGCCUACUGCUGUGUUACGUCCCCUUUUUACAUUUUAUUAUGGAACACGGUCUCACUAAGUUGCCCAGGCUGGCCUUGAACAUAACAUCCUGCCUCAGCCUCUGACUAAUUGGGAUUACAGCCAUGCCCCUCUACCUGAUCUGGCUGUUACUAUUGUCAGUGCUGGAUCCACUGUUUUUUGGCAGAUAAUUCCCUUCUCUGAGCCUCAGUUUCCCUCUUUGUAAAAUGGGACAAAUAACACCAGCUGUGUGACAGUCACUCUGGGAACCUGACUGCCCCUUUCCUUGCCUAGGACCAUGCCACCCUGGUAGGGACUGGCUCUGAGAGUGCCCUGUCCUUCUGGGAAGGCCGGUUCCCUGGAGGCCCAACCCCCACUUGGCUGUUUGCUCUCCAGCCUGAACUGGGGUGAAGCGAGCUGUGUCCUGUGCCACCAUCACAGGAGCAGCUCGAGCACCUGGCCCAGUGCCUCACCUCCGAUCCUACCUGUCCCUUGUUCCUGCUUGCCCAUGGUCACAAUCCCUCUGGGCUGCACCAGCCAGACUCCUGAAACUGGCUCCUGGGUGGGGCACAGGCAGAUGCCCAGGCUGUCCUUGGGGCUCCAGUUCCCACGCCCAGGACUGGUGUGGUCACCUCCCCCUUGUUUACCCUGGUCUUGUGGUUGAUGUCUGGGAUUCCUUUCUCAGCUCCAUCCCCUCCCUUUACAUACUUCUGGCUCAUCUCUGGAUAGAGAGUGGGUUUGCUGGCCUCUUGGGACACUGACAGGUGCAGGGUGCCAUUCCUAGGCCACCUGGAGGUCCUGUGUCUGGCUUCCAAACCCAGCAGAGUGAGGUUCAGACCUUGGUGCUGCAGUACACAGCCUGACCCUGGGGUAGCCUUUGUGAUCUCGGGGUUCUUGCUGGGUGCGGCGGUGGCAGCUCCUGUCCACUGGACACCUGCCACUGUGAUGUUGUUUUCCCCAUCUGUCCCGUCAGCCCCCAGCAUCCCAAGGGGAAGAUGCCACUGCUGCCCUCAUGGUGGGAAGAAGGUUCUGCCAGGAGCACCUGUCGGGGGGCCAAGGAGCUAACCCGAGAGGUGCCCUUCUUUUCCCCACUGGGUCUUCAUGUCAUCUCCCAGCUCCCACACACUUCGCUAAGACAUCUAGGCUUUCUGGCUUCCCCCCCGGGUUCUCCCACACCACUCACCAUGGCAGGCAGGCCCGGUGCUCAGACUCCAGGAGCUGCCCCCUCUGUGUCCGCUGGCCUUGCCCACCUCCUCGGAUUCCUCAGGUGCUCCGGCCAGUGUUUGUUUUCUUUUGCUCUAGUUUGGUUUUGGUUGUCGUUGUUGUCGUCUUGGUACUGGAGACUGAGCCUGGGCCCACGCACUGAGCCACCUCCUCGGCCCUUUGCUGUCAUUUCCUUCCAGACGCGAUCACACUAGCUCACUAGCUCCUCCAGGUGGGACGGCUAUUUAUGAUCUUCUUGCCUCAGCCUUGCAAGUGUGCUGGGGUGACCGGCAGCUGCCCCCACAGCAGGCUCCCAGACGGUGGCUUUUGAGGCAGAUUCCAUGCUCUGAGCCUGAGCGCUGUUCCUAGGCAGCUCCGUCCUCCGCUCCAGCCCGUUGUCUGCCACCAAGGAAAACACAACUGCUUUCUUCCCUGCCUGUCCCUCCGCAAACCAGGCGGCCACUCCUCACGGCUCAGGGGACCGAGAGGGACACAGCAGCCCAGCUCUCACCUGCAGCCCUCCCCAGGGAGGCCCCUCAAGGAUCUGGAAAGGAAAGCAUCUGUGUUCACUGCACACUGUGGGGUUUUUUUCUCUGAUGUUUGUAAGUGCUUAGAAAAUACACAGACCCUUUUUGGGGAGUUAUUUUAUUCUUUAUUAGGUAAGCAAAAUGAACUCCAGGUGAAUGAUCAUGCUAAUGAUAAAAUUCAUACUAGAAACAAGCUGGGUUUUAGUGGGAUACACCUGUGACUGCAGCGACAUGGGAGGCUGAGGGAGGAGGGUCAUAAGUUCAAGAUCAUUCUGGGCAACUCUGGAAGACUCGAGAUUUACAAAGAGGAAGAAAGGCAGGGGUUAGGGAUGCAGGUGAGCGACAGAGGGCUCUUCCAGCACGUGUGAGACGCUGAGUGCACUUGGGGAAAAAAUUACAAAAUUACAAAUAUAUUCUGGCAUGAAUGUGAAUGUCCUAUGUGACGUUACUAUUUGAUUCAUGUUGUAAUUUUUUUUUCUUUUUGCACUGCUGGGGGUUUAGACCCCAGCGUCUCACACGUGCAGGGCAAGGGCUCUGCUGCUGAGCUGCAGUGCCAGCCCGGUGCCGCAGAACUCAAUGAAGUGGAUUAAAGGACACUGUAAAACAAUAUUUGACCUCUAUUCAAGAACUGAAAUCUACGUGAAUGUCUUAAUCUCUUAGAAAACCACUUAAAGGAUAUCUAAAGUUAUUCUCACAAAUGAAAAAAGAGAACAAGAGGAAGAAGAUGAAGAAGAAGAAGGAGGAGGAGAAGGAGAAGAAGAAGAUGAAGAAGAAGAAGAAGAAGAAGAAGAAGAAGAAGAAGAAGAAGAAGAAGAAGAAGAAGAGGAAGAGGAAGAGGAAGAGGAAGAGGAAGAAGAAGAAAAGAAGCCAAAACCAGAGGAAAGUGGCUGGGGUGUGCUGUAAUCCCAGGUACUUGGGAAGCUGAGGCAGGACAACAAGCUCCUGGCCAGCCUGGGCAAUUUUCCUGAUCUUAUCUCCCAAAAGAAAAACAAGCAAGCUGGGCCUGAUGACGCACACUUGUAAUCUCAGCACUCGGGAGGCUGAGGCAGGAGGGUUGCGGUGAGUUCAAGGCCAACUGGAGCUACAUAGUGAGUUCAAGGCCAGCCUGAAUUACAUAGAGAGACUCUGUCUCAAAAAAGAAAGGAAUUAAGGAAGGAAGGAAUUCAGAAAGAUAGACAGAAAAAGAAAAUGAAAAAAAGAAAGAAAACAACUUGGGGGCAAACCAGAGGAAAAACAUUUUCAUAUGAUUUUAAAAAAUAAAAUAUAUGUCACCAAUUUAAAAUAAUUUUGACUCAUCAAAAGCAUUUUUUAAGCCACACACGCUUGUAAUUCCAGUACUCAGGAGGCCGAGACAAAAGGAUUACCAUGAGUUUGAGGCCAGCCUGGGCUCCAUAGUGCAACCCUACCUCAAAAGAGAUUCUUUAUUUAACUUUAUGGUCUUUGUAAUUCAGCGCACUGUCUCAUCCUGUGUAUACGAAGCGAGCUCAUCAGCUCAGGGUCGCUAACAUUUUCUUCCUUGUCUUUUCUGUGUUUGAAGCUUUGGAGCUCCUUCCGGUGCUUUGCUAAACCGAUGUUAGGUUAGCAUGAAGAUCAUUCGAUGGUGCCAUGACCCAGCAGCCCCAAGAGGGCUUCGACAGGAGCGUGGAGGAGGCCCGAGCAUGGAUGCAGGCAGUGCAGGAGCGGCUGCAGGUCAAUGACAACACCCAGGGGCCCCUGGAGGCCCUGGAGGCCAGGCUGCAGGAGACUGAGAAGAUCUGCCGGCUGGAACCCGAGGGGCAGUUGAAGGUGGACCUGGUGUUGCAAGCAGCCGAAGCUCUCCUGGCGUGCUGCCCUGAGGACCAGCGGCCCGAGAUCCUGGCCCGGCUGAGAGACCUGAAGGACCAGUGGGAGGAGACUGUCACCUACAUGACUCACUGUCACAGCCGCAUCGAGUGGGUCUGGCUGCACUGGAAGGAGUACUUGCUGGCCCGGGGCGAGUUCUACCGCUGGUUCCAGAAGAUGGUGGUCACACUGGAGCCGCCGGCCGAGCUGCAGCUGGGCCUGAAGGAGAAGCAGUGGCAGCUGAGCAAUGCCCAGGUGCUGCUGCACAAUGUGAAGAACCAGGCUGAGCUCUUAGGCAGGCUGCUGGAGGAGGCGGCCUCCCUGUUCAACAGGAUCGGGGACCCCAGUGUGGAUGAGGAUGCGCAGAGGAGUAUGAAGGCUGAGUACGACACAGUGAAGGCCAAAGCCCAGGACCGGGUGGACCUGCUGACAAGGGUGGCCCAGGAGCACGAGGAGUACCAGGCGGCCGUGGACGAGUUCCAGCUGUGGCUCAGGGCGGCAGUGGAGAAGGCACAGGCCUGUACAGGCAGUGGUUGCCAGCUGCCCACUGAGCUCCGCCUUUCCACGCUGCAGGACCUUGCCAAGGAUUUCUCCCAGGGGGAGGAGGCACUGAGGCGGCUGGAGGCGUGGUCCGCGGGCAUCAUACAGCACACCUCUCCCUUGGGCGCUGAGAAGAUCGCCAGGGAGCUGGAGGAGAUGCGGAGGGUCCUGGAGAAGCAGCGGAUCCUCUGGGGGGAGGAGGAGGCACAGCUCCAGGACCUGCUGUCGUCCAAGGAUGCCCGUGAGCGGCAGCUCCGGCGGCUGGAGGCCGAGCUCGGAGAGUUCCAGAAGGGCCUCCAGAGGCUGGCCCAGGGUGGACUGGAGCCCUCAGUGAAGGGGAAAACCGCAGGGACUGAAGAUGAGCUGGUGGCCCGCUGGAGGCUCUACUCGGCGUCGCGGGCGGCACUGGCCUCGGAGGAGCCUCGGGUGGCCCGGCUGCAGGCCCAGCUGAAGGAGCUUGUGGCCUUCCCUGACCUGCAGCCCCUCUGUGACAGUGUGGUGGUCGCCAUCCAGGAAUACAAGAGCAUGAAGGGGAAGAGCACCAGGCUGUGCAACAGCACCAGGGUGGAGCUGUGGCAGCGUUUCCAGAGACCCCUCCGUGACCUGCAGCUGUGGCGGGCCCUGGCCCAGCGGCUCCUGGACGUCACUGUCAGCCUGCCGGACCUGCCCUCCGUCCACACCUUCCUGCCCCAGAUCGAGGCGGCCCUGGCAGAAAGCGCGCGCCUGAAGGAGCAGCUGGCAGCACUGCCACUGAAGUCGGAUCUGCUGAGCGGCAUCUUCGGCCAGGAGAGAGCCUCGGGCCUCCUGGCGCAGGUGGCCGGCUGCAUGCAGGACCGGGAGCCGCUGCACAGCAGCCUCCUGCAGAGGAAGGGCAAGCUGCAGGGUUUACUUGCUCAGCACAAAGACUUCGGAGCUGCCUUCGCGCCCCUGCAGAGGAAGCUGCUGGACCUCCAGGCCAGGCUCCAAGCUGAGAAAGGGCUUCAGCGGGACCUUCCAGCAAAGCAGACCCAGCUCCUGCGGCUGCAGGGCCUGCAGGAAGAGGGGCUGGAGCUGGAGGUGCAUGUAGAGGCCAUGAAGUGUCUUGUCCAGGAGGACUCCAGCCACCAGCACAAACUGGACCAGCUUUGCUCUGACUACGGGGCCCUGCGCAGGUCCCUGGAGGACCUUGUGGACAGGAGUCAGCAGAGCGUGCGGGAGCACUGCACCUUCAGCCACCAGCUAAUGGAUCUGCAGCAGUGGGUCGCUGUGGCCACACAGACACUGGAAUCACACCGAGGGGACUUGGGCCUGUGGAACGCUGAGUCUCGGGAAGCUGGGGUUGAGAAGCUGGUGGCUGAGUUCCCGGAGAAGGAGGCCAGCCUGGCGCUGGUGGAGGCGCACGGCCGGUUAGUGAUGGAGAAGUCUUCUCCAGAGGGCGCGGCCGAAGUCCAGGAGGAGCUGAGGGAGCUGGCAGAGUCCUGGCGGGCCCUGCGGCUGCUGGAGGAGGAGAUGCUGAGCCUCAUCCGAAACCGGCAGCUGCAGAGCUCAGAGGUGGACUCCGGAAAGAAGCUGGUUUUCACCAACAAUAUCCCAAAGUCGGGCUUUCUCAUCAAGCCCCUGGAUCCUGUCCCCGGGCGUCGGUGUAGUGGUCCUUCUGCACAGGCAGAUCUGCUGGAGGAAGGAGAAGGCGGCUUUGAAGAUGGCUCCCAGCUCCUGAGGAACUUUGAGCAGUGGCUGCGGGUGGAAAAUUCCAAGCUGGUCAGAAUCAUUGCCAUGAGAGUCACCUCGGCCAAGGACGUGAGGACCAGAGAGGCAAAGCUGCAGGAGCUACAGGCUCAAGUCCCAGAAGGCCAGCGUCUCUUUGAGGAUGUCCUUCAUCUCGGGCCCUCGGGAGCUGCCUCUGAGGAGCUAGAAGACCUGCGCUACCGCUGGAUGCUGUACAAGUCCAAGCUCAAGGAUGCUGGCCACCUGCUGCUGCAGAGUUCUGCAGAGGAGUCAAGCGCAUUCCAGACGGCCCGGCGGUGGCGAGGCCCGUGCUCCCUGCUCCGGAAGGCGUGCUGCCUGGCGCUCUGGUUGCAGCUGCUGCUUCUGCUCUUUCUGCUGCUGCUCUUCCUGCUGCCGGCCGGGGAGGAGGCCCGCGGCUGCAUCCGGGCCAACAACUUCGCCAGCUCCUUCAUGCUCAUGCUCCGCUACGACGGCCCCCCACCCACCUAGGCCGCUGCAGGCCCGUGGGUGACCUGCUCUUCCCACCUCCAGCAGUCCCAGGGCUUCUCCGCAGGUCUCCAGCUGGAGGAACUGGAGACGGCGGAACAGAGGCUACAGAGCUGCCUCGGCGUAGAGACUGCGGCCGGCGGAACCUGGGACAACCUUCCUUUUUAUACAGCGUUGUCUUCGUCUAUUUAUAUACCGUGCGCAGCUCCGGAGACAUGCACAAAAUUUUAUAUGCUCACUGUGUAAAGGCUCAGGACGUACCAUUUUACAUAUGAUCUGUUUGUAGCUGGGGACGUCCCAAGCAGCUUCCCCUGUGGGAUUUUGUGGCCUUCAUGCCUUGGCCUGCGGGCCACCCUGGAAAGCAGGAAUUCGUGUCACUUUGGUGGCAGCUGCUUCCGAGGAAGCCGACCCCUAACCCAGCUGUUAGUGAGGAGCCCAGCAGGCCCUGGCCCAGAGCCCGAAGCCUCUCACCGUGCAUAGUGGGAUGUUUCUAAGCCAUGAAGAUUUGGUGUAUGGAUUAGAAGUACAGAUGGGUACAAUCAAAGGCAGGCAGGGUGACAGCAGGGAGACAGAGGGACACCAGGACAGGAGUCGGUGUUGUCUAAGGGUGCAGAUCAGUGCAGGCAUCCCCACUCUGACACAGACCCUUCCAGAAGUGGUUGGAGGGCUGUCCAGGGAUUCUGUCUGGAGCGGAAGCAGAAGGAGGUGGGUUUGGUGCCUCAUUUCCAUGCAGAAGGGGAGCCCCUGAGGAUCCAGGGAGCCUGGUCACCUCUGUGAACUGCACUAAGGCUAGAGCAGACAGCAAGCUCCUGCCGCACAGGGGCCAGGGACUGAGGGCCCGAGGGCCUGAGAUGGAGCUGCCUCAUCUUUCUGUUCCUAGAAGGGAAUCAUGCUGGCCCAUUGGGCCAAGAAUACCCCAUGCACCUAAGGCCCAGGCCAUCCCGGCUGGCCACAGCCAGGUCUGGGCAAGGUGGGAAGGGACCAGCCUGACUCCAUGCUGGGCCCAAAGGCUAGAAACUUGGUUUCUCCUUGCCCUAGAACCCUGGAUUGCUCCUGAGUGCAUUAAAACUAGAUUGGAGCCAGGCCUGGUGGCACAAACCUAUAAUCCCAGGACUCUAGGAGGCUGAGGCAGGAGGAUUGCAAAUUGGAGCUGAGGAAGCAGUUUAGCAACUUAUCGAGACCUUGUCUCAAAAUAAAAAUUAAGAACUGGAGGUAUACAUAGGUACAAAAGCCAUGGGUUCAACCACUGGAUCAGAUUCCCCCCAAAUCGACACUAAAUGUUCUCUUUUUAGAAAAUACUUAGUGCCCUCUCUGCAGAGGGACUUGUCCAUUCAGUGUCCACUAAAAUCUGGAGGAAUUUCCUCUGACCUUGUACCAAGGUCAGAAUGGGACGGUGCCGCAGACACAAAGAGGCACCUUAUGUAGAGGGGAAACCGAGACCCUGAGGCCCUCAGCCCAGACCCCACUCUCCUAGGGACAGAGACCUCGCCACCCAGGUCUCAGGCGCUGCCCAUUCUUGUGCUGGCAGGGGACCUGGAGGAGCUGGGCCUCUCUGGAAGUAGGAAGGUAGGGCCUGGGAGAUCCCUUUUCUCCCUGCCUGGGCCCAGGAACAAGGGGACCCUAGACUAGAGAGCAGGCAGCCGAGUCCAGGAGCUCCCUCAUGGGGUGGUCCAGCCUGAGUCAGGGCCAGGACAGAGAGUGCGUCCCCCUCUCCACAAUCCAGGCAACAAUGAGGGUCUGCAAGGCCAGAGCCCAACCCGCUGGGCCAGCCCAGGCUGAGGAUGUAGCUCAGGGCCAGGGUCCUGGGUUUGAUUCCCAGUACCACAAAAAAGGAAAAAAAUAAAAAACAAGAAAAACAGAAAGUCACACAGCAGCUGUGUCACAGGUGCUACCUGUUGUGUUGGGAGGGAGGACCCCGGGAAGUAUACUGCUGGGUGGAGAUGUCCUAUAUUUUUAAACUUUGAUAUAAUGCCAUAAAGCCUGUGUAUUUGUAUAACUUUUUUAUAGAGAAAUGAUAUUUUCAUUAUUUUCAUAUAUAUGUAUGUGUAUAUAUGCAGUUGUAAUGUAAUAGCCCAGGGACGGGGCCUCCCCAGUGUAAUGCCCUGCUGCACAUGGAAUGGGGGCGCACAGUCAUUGUGUGGGUGGCACUACUUACCAGCACUUAGAAAGGUGUCAUAUGGAACCUGGGUGUGCGUUGCCUCCCGGGCCUUGGGAGUGGGGACUCUUGGGGCUGGGGUGAGACAGGGGGUUCUCACAGGCCAGCCUGGGGUGUGUGCGUGUGCGUGCGUGUGUUUGUAAGAGACAAGAGACCUGAGGGAGAGAGAGGAAGAGACAGAGACAGAGAGAGAGAGACAGAGAAGCAAGAGGAAGGGAGAGAGACUCAGCUCACAGACACCGGACCAAAGCUGUGCAACUCUUCUCCUCUGGUCCCAGACACCUAGGACACAAGGUGCUCGUCCACCUCAUUUUUUGUCUGGGUUCCAGGUGGGGGUGGGGGGCAUUCCCAGACGCCCCAUCCAGUCAGUGACUUCUGUUCUCAUCUUGCUGAUCAAGGCUGGGUGACACAGUUCUUCCACGUCUGCCAGGCGUCUGGGACCGUGUCCCAACAAAAUAGAUUGUUUUAGCAAGAAAGAAGUGUGGAAUGCCAUGGCGUGAAGCUUCGAUGUCCCUGCUUCUGGUGGAGAGAGCCAGGCAUCACCCUGCCCCGCCAUAGCCGGAGAACGAAGUGACAUUGCACCUAUGCUGUGUCCUUUGGGCUGAGCCCAGAGCCGCACCCUGGGACCCUCUAAUUCUUCCGGGACAGCGCCUCAUUCUCUAAUAGACCACAAAGCCUAGAGAGGAACAGUGAGUAGCCAUCUCACAGAGGACCUUGUCACCCCAUAGACAAGAGUUCCUCUAUCAGGGGCCCACAGCCAAAGACGCUAAGACCAGCCAUCUUUGCCCCCCUGUAAUGGAGAAAUGCCUUCUGCCUACGUAAGUUAGAACAAGGACAGCUUUGUUUUCAAAAGGCCAUUAGCAAACAAAAGCUCAUGGUCCAAAGCAGAUCUUAGAGCAGGGCACCCAGAGCCUUAAAGAACAGUUUGUGGUGCUCAGCAUCCCCUAGCACUUGUCUGCUUCCCAGUUGUCACGGCAACAUCAUGUGGUACCCAACCACCUGCACAGACAGGAGACAGCGAUGGCAAGAACCUCAGUUUCCCAGAAGGAUGCUGGCUUCCUUUCUAGAAUCCUCACUUCUGAGCUCAGCACCCAGGGACACCAGGCCGACCCAUUCCUGAUACCUCGGGAAGAAGCCUGACAGCCCAGCUUCCUCCUUUGCUGAAAAGGGAGGGAAGGACCCCCAGAAGCCGUGAUCUCCUAGAAGCCACAUCCCAGAGAGGGUUAGCAGCCUGCCGAGAAGCAAGCGGCUAGAUGGUGAGCCAGGGAUGGCGGGCUCCAAGCUACACAGGUGACCUCUCUGCCACUGCACAGAACUUCCCCGUCGUGAGAUACUGGCCACUCUGCUCUGGCUAUAGACAGGGGAGUUGGAGGAGCCGCCCCAGAGUGGGGCUGCAGGGCCUCUCCCCACACACACUGCUGGCCAGGAAUUCUUUAACCCCACUCCUCAGAGGGCUGGGAGCACCAGGCGAGUGUGGCAGAGAUGGGGCAGGGUGGAUGUGGUCAGUCUCCACCUGGAAAACAGAUACCUGCCACUGCUCCCAGGGGGUGCUUUGUGAGGUCACGGCCUGCUUGUACCCCCAGCUCCUUCCUGGGGGGAUCCAAGGGGCAGUGGUCCAUGUUCCAGAAGCUUUUGUGGGGAAGAGUGGGUACAUCAAGAAAGUUGUGUGUGCUCGCAAGCUCUGUGUGUUUGUGUGUGUGCAUGUUUGUGUGUGCGUGUGUUUGCACGCAUAUGCAUGGACUAGACACACACCCCCAGGCAGAAGCAUGGCUGAUGAGCCCUUGGCCCAGCCCUGGGCAUUAGGACAACGGUGACCCCUGCCCAUGGGAACCUAGGGAUUCCCCCCCUGACUCGGGACCAUUCCCCGGAUGUGCAGCACUUGGUGGCUAUUGUGGGAGCCGCCAUGUGUCCUCCUGACAUUCCCCCACAUGAGGGGAUGCUGCGGGGGCCCUGGCACACUAACAAUACCAGCUCUGGCAGGUCAGCAGUGUCGUCUGCCUUCCUCUCUGGAGACAGUGGCGGGACGGGGAACUUGGUACCCCUCAAAGUGCAAAUGAGAGGCAUCAGCCCAUCUCACUCCUGCUCUGCCCUAAGCCAAGUCUGCACAAGCAGAGUCACCCUCUCUUUGCUCCCAAGACAAGGUCAUACUAACUCGGCACAGUAUCGCUCAUGCGGUGUGACCAGGCGGUGACACAGUGAGGGGCGGGCACAGCACAGGAUGUUGCCAAAGUUGGCUUUGGUGUCCGAGGGAAGCUAAUGCCACUGUCUGAAAUGUUUUGGCAUAGAAGCAGCGUGCAGAGGGGCCAUGUCCCCUGGGAGAGCCCCGUGGGUAUAAACAAGUGUUUGCAGUCAGUGAUGUUUUCUGGGACGGAAAGUGUCAGCAUCGCAGCCCGGCACUGUCUGCGAACAGCUGUGUCACCUCCACUCACGUCAGGGGAGACAGGGAUCCCCUUGCUCCACGCCUGCACUGUGUUUUAAGGUGCAAGUUCCCGCCCUCUCCUCUGGUGCAAGCUGGAGGUAGCAGUGUUCUAAAAGAUGGCUUCCUGAUUUCUUUGCUGUUUUAUAUUUUUAUUCUUGGUUUCCUUUUUCUUUUUUGUAUCCGCUUGAUGUUUGGAAAUAAAAAUAUCUAUUUUGAUCUAUGAAA